AUGAUUACUCUUCAAGAAGUUUCACUUCCGACAGAAGGAAUAUGUUAUACUGAGGAGGACGUACAACUAUUUCAUGAAGUUGAAAGAAUUGCAAGCGGUACACUUUUUAUUGGAGAGAGAAAUGUCACUUGGAUAGAAGAUGGAAAAGGUUUGGGUAUUAUAAUUCCAUAUCAGGCUCUUGUAACACAUGGUAUUUCUAAUGAUAUUAAUGCAUUCCCUGAUAGGUGUUUAUUUUUAACAAUUGAUGCAUCAAAAGUUAAUUUUAAAGCUCCAUCUUCUGUAGAAGAUAUGGAGAAUGAUGAUGAUGAUGAUGAAUAUGAAUGUAUAUAUCUUCGAAUGGUUCCUGCAAAUGAUUCAUUAAGUAUCAUGUUUCAAAUGAUGACAGAAUGUCAAGAAAUGAAUCCAGAUGAAGAUGAUAUGGAAGAUGAAGUUAGUUCAGGAUUUCAAGUGUUAAAUGGAGGAAGUAAUAAUUGGUAUGAUACUACAAAUGGUGAAUCUCUACAAGAUAUGUCAGAACAAGGAAUAGCUAACUAUGACCGUUUGUUUGGAAAUAAAAAAGAUGAUUCAAUGGAUGAUUAG
Messenger RNA from Strongyloides ratti, 579 nucleotides. RefSeq names its product Methylosome subunit pICln. Gene Ontology annotation, cellular component: cytosol; spliceosomal complex. Gene Ontology annotation, biological process: mRNA cis splicing, via spliceosome. The transcript is spliced from 2 exons. The coding region runs from base 1 to 579 and encodes 192 amino acids. The record is from RefSeq and is a predicted model, not a curated record. Lineage: Eukaryota; Metazoa; Nematoda; Chromadorea; Rhabditida; Strongyloididae.